Ziziphus jujuba (common jujube) is the source of this 492-nucleotide messenger RNA. Its product is annotated as UDP-glycosyltransferase 73C7-like. The transcript is spliced from 2 exons. The record is from RefSeq and is a predicted model, not a curated record. NCBI's taxonomy places the organism in Eukaryota, Viridiplantae, Streptophyta, Magnoliopsida, Rosales, Rhamnaceae. Bases 1 to 492 code for a protein of 163 amino acids.
AUGGUUAAUAGUUUCCAAGAGUUGGAAGAAGAAUAUGCGGAAGAAUGUAAGAAAGUAACUGGAAGAAAAGUGUGGUGCAUUGGACUAGUAUCGUUGUACAAAAAGGAGAAUUUGGACGAGGCUCAGAGAGGAAGUAAAAAUCACUCGAACGAUGAGAAUCAGUACUGCUUGAAGUGGCUUGAUUCACAGAAACCAGGCUCUGUAAUGUACGAUUGUCUUGGAAGUCUGAAUCGCCUAACUCCUCCCCAUUUGGCAGAGUUUCGUUUAGGCUUAGAGGCAUCGAAAAGGGCCUUCAUUUGGGUUAUGAGGGAUGGAUAUAGAAAAGAAGAAAUUGAAAACUGGUUAGUAGAAGAUGGUUUUGAGGAGAGGGUUGGUGUGAGGGUUAGGGCUGAGAUGGUUGUGCUACUUUGGGAAGAAGAGAAAUGUGGGUUGCUAGUGAAUAAGGAUCGCAUUAAGGAGGCCAUAGACAAAGUUAUGAAUGAAGGGAAAUAA